Messenger RNA from Oryzias latipes (Japanese medaka), 4158 nucleotides. It is a transcript of the gene rxraa, whose product is annotated as retinoid X receptor, alpha a. Gene Ontology annotation, molecular function: nuclear steroid receptor activity; sequence-specific DNA binding; zinc ion binding. The record is from RefSeq and is a predicted model, not a curated record. Gene Ontology annotation, biological process: regulation of DNA-templated transcription. Gene Ontology annotation, cellular component: nucleus. NCBI's taxonomy places the organism in Eukaryota, Metazoa, Chordata, Actinopteri, Beloniformes, Adrianichthyidae.
CGCAGGUCCCCUUCGCUGUGCACUUCCAGCAGUUGGAGUUGUUCUACACCCGAGAGAGGGGGAGGCAGCAGAGGAGUGAGCGCAGCAGCUGAGUGAGCAAACACAAGUAGAAACAUUAGGUUAUCUUCUGACACUAUCAGCCAUCGACCUGUCACUUUUAUCGCUCCGUGAAGCUCCAGAGCGGUAGCGGCGGCGGCUCCUUGGUCUGGUUUGUUCUGCUCGAGCAGUGAGACAAACUCCCGAACGCGGUCGUCUCAGCUGGCAUGAGCUAACCUACGAGUCCGACAUGGAAACCAAACCGUUCCUGUCAUUGGGGUUCUUGAAGCCCCAGUGCUCGCUGGCUCCCCCAAUGCAGCGAGGUCACUCAGCUGAGGCCUGUUCAUGUUUCAGCGGAGUCUGCCCCCUCCAUCAGCGCCGCUUGUCCUCAGAUUCAGGUCAGGUGUCCUCGUCACUGCUGGGCUCCCCCACGUCUCAUCGAGGAAUUCACCCAUCUCUGCUUAGUCCAACCGCCAUGGGGCCCUCAGGCUCGCUCCACUCUCCUAUCAACAGCCUGAGUUCCCCAAUGAAUGGCCUGGCAUCACCCUUCUCGGUUAUUAGCUCCCCCAUGGGCCCCCACUCUCUAAGCUCACCGGGCAUGGGCUACGGUCCUAGCGUCAGUCCCCAGCUGAACUCUCCGAUGAACUCGGUCAGCAGCUCUGAGGACAUUAAGCCGCCGUUGGGCCUCAAUGGCAUGAUGAAGGUGCCAGCCAAACCCUCAGGCAUGGCCCUGUCACUCACUAAGCACAUCUGCGCCAUCUGCGGCGACCGCUCUUCAGGUAAACACUAUGGGGUGUACAGCUGUGAAGGCUGUAAGGGUUUCUUCAAAAGAACCGUGCGUAAGGAUCUGACCUACACCUGCCGCGACAACAAGGACUGCAUCAUAGAUAAACGCCAGAGGAACCGCUGUCAGUACUGCCGCUACCAGAAGUGCUUAGCCAUGGGGAUGAAGAGAGAAGUUUUGUUACACGCAGCUGUUCAGGAGGAGCGUCAGCGAGCGAAGGAAAAAAACGAGAAUGAGGUUGAGUCCACCAGCUGUGUAAACGAGGACAUGCCGGUGGAGAAGAUCCUGGAGGCCGAAGAAGCGGUGGAACCCAAAACUGAGACCUACAUCGAGACCAAUCUAAGCGUGCCAUCUAACUCGCCCAACGACCCAGUGACAAAUAUCUGUCAAGCAGCUGACAAGCAGCUAUUUACCCUGGUGGAGUGGGCCAAAAGGAUUCCUCACUUCUCUGACCUGCCGCUAGAUGAUCAGGUCAUCCUGCUCCGAGCAGGUUGGAAUGAACUCCUCAUUGCAUCAUUCUCACACCGUUCCAUAGCAGUGAAAGACGGGAUUCUGCUGGCGACGGGGCUGCACGUCCACCGCAACAGCGCUCAUAGCGCCGGAGUCGGAGCCAUCUUUGACAGAGUUCUGACAGAGCUGGUGUCAAAGAUGAGGGACAUGCAGAUGGACAAGACAGAACUGGGGUGCCUUCGAGCCAUUGUUCUUUUCAACCCAGACUCUAAAGGUCUUUCUAACCCUGGUGAAGUAGAAGCCUUGAGAGAGAAAGUCUACGCAUCCUUAGAGGCCUACUGCAAACAAAAGUACCCUGAGCAGCCGGGCAGGUUUGCCAAACUGUUGCUGCGGUUACCGGCGCUGCGCUCCAUCGGCCUCAAGUGUCUGGAGCACUUGUUCUUCUUUAAGCUUAUCGGGGACACGCCCAUUGACACCUUCCUCAUGGAGAUGCUCGAAGCACCGCAUCAAAUGACAUAAUAACCGACAGCCCUGCUCUCUUCCUGUCCCCUUCACCCCCCUUUUUAAGUCUUCAUCAAGGGACAGACAUAAAGACUGUGGAUGGAGACCCACCCUCUAUCUCCAUCCCCUCUACCGCUCUUGGAUGGGUCUCAAAACCUAAACUGCAUCACGCUAAAGGGUUUGUUUUAUACUUUGUAAAAAAAGCUAUAAAUAAGAAAUAUAUAUAAUGAAAAUAGGUCAAAUCCAAACAGCAACAAGAAUGACAUCAGAAUGACAUCAAAGGACUAGGAGGAGGACAGGUGGUGGACAAGCAGCCGUAUUGAGCCUUUGUUUUCCAUCUCUGCUACCAGCCUGACAAGAAAAAGCAGUAAAACCGGCAGGUAUGCUCACCUGAAUGAUGUCACUUUUGACGAGGACAAUCCUAGACUCUCCACGGGAUGUUUUGACUCGGACCUUAGUGGGCCCUGGUUUUCGGGAGGAGACACACGCUCCGACCGACCGACCACUGCUGAAGGGUCAGAGGUGGUCUAACGAGACUGCAAAUGCUCACAAAGCUCAGGUCUCCGCCCAGCAAAUCCAACUAUGUCUUACUGUAUCAGCACUGUGCAAGGAUGUCUGAGUAGUCCACUAACUAACCCUUAAUAACUGACGGAGAAUCGUCUGCAAUGUACAAUCCAUGCGGCUCUGCAUGCUGCUCCACUGGCUUUACGCUACAGCGGCAGGCACAGGGACUACUUUUGUCCGAACCGUUUUCUGUGCAGCGCAUUUAGUUGUCUGAAAAGUGAUCCUUAAUAUCGGUUCUUCUCAUUUCCUGUGAACACACCAGACUGCACAUUCAGAAAUCCAAAAAUCACCUCAUAUCUACCUGUACGGAAAGUUACAAGUGUAUACAGGAUGUUUGUUUGUUUUUAGUUUUCACUGUAACAUUUACCUCUGUGUCCAAACCUUUAGCAUCCCCUCUAUGGGAGAAGCGCUUGUCUGCUGCAGCAGAGUCACUCUUUUGUUUGUUUGUCUUUUUGUUUGCUACUCGGCACUUAACCUGACGGCAGAGGAGACGACUUGGCACUUCUACAGACGACCCAAGUGUCAUUCGAUCUGAACUGCAGAGUCAGAUAUCUCCAUGUUCUGUAUAAAUGUGCUAGACGCCCAUGUUUUUUUACUCUGUUUUUCUCAAAACGUUGCAGCUUAAGACUAUGCAUGGAGUGCAUUUCCAAAGAUCGUCCACAGACGUAUGUAAAUGUGUGAGGUGGGCGUCGGCAUUGUUCAAAGAGUUAAAGGUCAAUCUGUUCUGGUUCUUUCACCCCAAAAUGACAAGCAUCUAUUGAGGAAUAGCUCUUUUUGGAAGAGCCUAUCAUUAGAUUUCUUGGCAGGACUACGAUGAUAAAAGUACUAAAAAUGGAUUUCCAUCUUGCACCUUAACUCAUCUUAAAAAAAUAAAGAGUAACAAGACAAACGGAAGCACCAUUGUUUCCUCCGAAAUUCACAUUUCUGAGGAGCAUGUGGAGCUUAUUUGUGUUUUCAUGAAUACAUAACCAGUUUUCACAACAUAAACUGAAAGUGGCUCCAUGAAGAAUCAACAACAAAAUUUCAUGUGAACUAUUAUUUAAAGAAGCUAUCUUCACUAUAAAAAGUUCCACCAGGCGAUAAAGAUCAGCAGAGAUCUUCAUUUUAGAGGAGAGCUGGAGAACUUGAAUCAUGCAUUUGUAAUUUAAUUGCAGUUGGCUCCCUCUAGUGGUAGAGUGAUGAAAUUAAUCUUUGAAAUCAUCCCUGCUCCUCUGGAUCAGGCUAAAAUAACAGAGCAAUAUUUCCUAAAUGAUCGUUUGGGCUUUUGUUUGGUUCUGUUCAACAAGGCAACUCGGAUUCUUGCAACCUAUCCUGGUGACAGUAUUAACUGCCUGCUUGAGCUCAGUUUACAGUAUUUAUAUGUUCACUUUUUUUGUUCAGAGUUUGAUACAUUUUGUUGAAAUUCUUCACCCUUGUUUUUUAACAGAGGCAGAUUAAAAUAUGAAAACUGCAAACUUUAAACAAUCAUUGCCGAGGUGCAAAGCCGUAUCUUUGUGUUUAAUCCGAGGUUGACUGUGACUGCAGGUCUCUUAAGCCAUAUGAAGUGAUGAACGAGCAGGCCCCUCCAGCAGGAGACAUAGAAAUGAUCACCAACGUAGAAGAAUUGCCUACAUGAAUGCUUUAUAAACAUUAAAGCUCUAUUUUGUUAAUAUGUACAUGUGUGUAUAUUUAUAAAUAUAUAACAGCAGAUCAGUUCUUUCGAGUAUUUCCAAAAUUGAAGGAGAGGGUUACAGUCUUUUUUGACCAAACGGUUGCAGUUCCACAAUGUCGUUUGGGGUUGGACUUGCAUUGUAUACAUUAAAAAAUGAAUCCUGAUCAACCAG